UGACGCGGCGGUAGAAAUUGCCCUGCUUUUAGAAGUGUGAAUUUCGGACGGUUCGCCGGAAAAUACCGGCAAUUUUACACAUUUCUGAGGCAGCAACGGCACCGAGAGGUCUACCACCAUGCCGCUGACCUCAGGUGAAGAGAAGGCCAACCCCGACUGUAAGAUCAUGACCUUCCGCCCGACCUUCGAGGAGUUCAAGGACUUCUCCAGCUACAUCGGCUACAUGGAGUCACAGGGUGCUCACAGGGCAGGCCUCGCUAAGGUUAUCCCACCAAAGGAGUGGUGUCCAACCAAGGAUUAUGAUAAAGUAGAGGACAUGAUCAUCCCAGCACCUAUCCAACAGAUGGUGACAGGGCAGCAGGGUCUGUACCAACAGUACAACAUCCAGAAGAAACCACUGACUGUGAAGGAGUACAGAAAACUGGCCGAGAGUGACAAGUAUCGGACUCCUCGGCACAUUGACUAUGAAGACUUGGAGAGAAAGUACUGGAAGAACAUCACCUUCAUACAGCCCAUAUAUGGGGCAGAUAUCUCAGGUUCCUUGUAUGACCCAGGAGUGAAGGAAUGGAACAUCAACAGUCUCAACACAAUUCUGGACUUGAUAAAUGAAGACUAUGGCAUUAAGAUCGAGGGAGUGAACACAGCGUACCUGUACUUUGGCAUGUGGAAGACCACAUUUGCCUGGCACACAGAAGACAUGGAUCUCUACAGUAUCAACUAUGUGCACUUUGGUGCACCCAAAUCAUGGUAUGCUAUCCCACCAGAACAUGGGAGAAGACUAGAAAGGCUAGCAUGUGGUUUCUUCCCAGGAAGUUUCCAGAGCUGUUCCCAGUUCCUGCGCCACAAGAUGACCCUCAUCUCUCCCUACACUCUCAAACAGUACGGCAUCCCAUUUGACAAGAUCACCCAGGAGCCAGGAGAGUUCAUGAUCACGUUCCCAUACGGGUACCACUGUGGCUACAACCACGGCUUCAACUGUGCUGAGUCCACUAACUUUGCUACAAUGCGCUGGAUAGACUACGGCAAGAGGGCCAAACCGUGUGCCUGCCGGAAAGAUGGAGUCAAGAUCAACAUGGACACCUUUGUCAAGAACUUCCAGCCAGACCAGUAUGACCAGUGGAAGUCUGGCAAACAGGUUAUCUACAUCCCUGACGUGGACGGUGCCCACCGCCCCUCCCACAGCCACGAGUCCCUGGGGAAGAGAGUCAGCCCAAACAACGACCAGAGGAAGCGCAAAAACGUGGGGACAACCGCGGCGCGCAGACAUCCCAUCACACACACUGAUAAGGACUGCAAAUCAAAGGAUCCCAAUGCACCUAAGAAGCGUGGCCGUCCCAAGAAGACAGGUAAGGAGGAAACCAAGACGUCAGCUGAGGUGAAGGUGGAAGUGAAGACAGAGGAAGAUGUGCCACCAGCCCUGGUGCCGGAGAGGUUACCCACCAUCCAGGAGGAGCUGGAGCAGAUCAACAAGGACAAACCUGCGCAGAAGACUGAACUAGUGAGGGUGAAGCAGGAGCCAGAAGAUGACUUCCCGACCAGACCACAGCCUGUCAUCAGCAGUGAGAAACUCAUUCUCACUGCCAAGACUAGCCAGGUCAAGGUGGAGUCACAGGAGGACAGAAGCCCUCCAGUCCUGAAGCCAGAAGAGAGACUACCCCCCUUCCUGAAGCGAGAAGACCCCCUUCCUUCCCCAGAACCCCCCAGAAAGAAGCUCUGCGCCGGCAACGGUGCAACGACCCCCAGCAAGGAGCCAGAAAUGCCCACGCUGGUUAGUGACAAUGAGAUUGUCAACAUCGUGGAAAUCUCGGCGUCAGGGCAGACAGAGUGGCAGGCAUCACAGAGCUCCUCUACGUUAGGCAUCCCGGUGAUUAAGAAGAUGAGUAAACCCUUACGGAGGCAUCCCAUCAGUAAGGCUCCACCCAAGUCACCAACUUCAGUCACCAAGCAGGAGAGCAGUGAUGAAGACCUUCCCUUCGGUAUAGAGGAGAGCCUUGACACCUGGAUGCAGUCCAUGGCUGGCCUGUGGGUGUCCAGCCCUCCCAACUUCCCUCUGGAGAAGAUGCACAACGAUAAGAUGGCUAAACUGGACCCUUACUGUGCUGUCUGCGCACUCUUCAAGCCAUACAAUACGGUGCACCCUGAUGCUCCCUCUGGCACCAACCCCUACACCUGUCGGCUGCCGCGGCCGGUGGGUUACGCUGCCCGUAGCCUGGUACUGAUCCCGGAGCUGUGCUUCGCGGCGUGCUCCGUCAGCCCGUCUCCGCUGGACUCUAACCCCCUCAUCGACGCCAACCUCAGGAGCGCUGUGCUCAAGUGUCAGCACUGCAGCCUACAGGUCCACGCAAGCUGUUACGGAGUGUCUGACCCUGAGCUGCACUCUGGACACUGGACCUGCAGCAGGUGUGAGGCAGAAGCCUGGGAUGCGCAAUGCUGCCUGUGUGUGAUGCGAGGAGGAGCCCUGAAGCCCACCACGACGGGGAGAUGGGCCCACAUCAUCUGUGCCAUCGCGGUACAGGAGGUGUCGUUUGAGUCAGUCCAGGCCAGAGGGCCCAUCAACAUCAGCAAAGUGCCCAACGCCAGGAUCAGAUUGAAAUGUUGUUACUGCAAGAAGAUCAUGAAGAAGGGAGUGAACAUGGGGGCGUGUAUCCAGUGCUCGGCAGGCAAGUGUGCGCUCUCCUUCCACGUCACGUGCGCGCACGCGGCCGGCAUGGCCAUGGAGCCGGGAGACUGGCCGUUUUCCGUCUACGUGAUUUGCCAGCGCCACACGUGCAACAGGGAACGCGCGCGGAAUCGCCCGCUCACCGACAUCAGCGUGGGACAGAGCGUCAUCGCUAAACACAAGAAUGGACGGUACUACCAGUGCCAGGUGAUUGGGCUGACCUCUCAGACGUUCUUCGAGGUGAACUUUGACGACGGGUCAUACAGCAACAACCUGUUCCCGCAGGACAUCGAGAGCCACAACUGUGAGAGGGACGGCCCGCCCAUGGAGGGCACGCCCGUCACGGUGCGUUGGACAGAUGGGAUCCUGUACAACGCUGUGUUUGUCGGCUACAGCACAGUCACCAUGUACCAGGUCGAGUUCGAAGACGGGUCCCAGCUCACCGUCAAGAGGGAAGACGUCUACACCGAAGACGAAGACCUUCCAAGGAGGGUGCGGUCUCGCCUGGUAAGGACGCAGGGUCAAGGUCACGUAGUCCCAAGGUCAACCUCGGAGCAGACGUUAAGUAGCAAUGGAGCGACGGGGUUCACGAAAACUGGCGGUCCGCUGAGACCUGCUACUACUAAUUUCCAGUCAGAUGCAAUGGGGGGUUGGGAUAACAUGAUGGUUCCUAGUAGUAUGGAGCCAUCAAGUGCAAGAUAUAGGGAGGUAGGGUCUAGCAGAUCAGGCAGAAGGAGCUACGGGUCUGUGGAAGAAAGCAUGAGUUCUGUGUACGGCAGUCAGAACGCCAUACAGCAGAGUGUAGUGAGUGGAGCAGGGUUUAGUUUCACGUCUGAGAGUGACCCAACAUCAAUGGGCCGCAUGUCCAGCCAUGUAGGGUUUGGAUCAGGAAUGGGGCAGCAGCAGUCGGGGUUGGGGAUGGUGAACAGUGCGGUGUUCGGAUCAGGGCCAGUGUUCUACCAGCCGUCGUUCCUGGGGUUCCAGUACUACCCACAGCAAAUGGAGAGACUAGAGGCCCCCCACCAGCCUGUGCCAGGCUACUACGGUUCGGAGCUGUCCCCACAUCUCAUGGAGCUGUAUGCCAUGGUGCCAGAUGCACAGUCUUCAGGGCAGGGCAGGAAGUGAUUCAUUCUUACACACUCUAUAGCUUUAUAAGU
Branchiostoma belcheri (Belcher's lancelet) is the source of this 3816-nucleotide messenger RNA. RefSeq names its product lysine-specific demethylase 4B-like. Bases 119 to 3784 code for a protein of 1221 amino acids. Gene Ontology annotation, biological process: chromatin remodeling. NCBI's taxonomy places the organism in Eukaryota, Metazoa, Chordata, Leptocardii, Amphioxiformes, Branchiostomatidae. The record is from RefSeq and is a predicted model, not a curated record. The transcript has 22 exons. Gene Ontology annotation, molecular function: histone H3K36 demethylase activity; histone H3K9 demethylase activity. Gene Ontology annotation, cellular component: nucleus.